AUGACGUUUCAAACCAACGUGGAUUGUAUCCAUGAGGUAUUGAAAUAUCUUCGACAUGAUACUGAAUCUUUACAUUCUUGUCUAUUAGUUAAUAGACUUUGGUGUGAACUAUCUGUCCCUAUUCUAUGGAAAGAUCCCUGGGCUAGAUUCUUUAAUAUGCCUUUUUCCAAACCAUCUUUUACGCAGCCAGCAACACUAAUCAAUACGUAUAUUGCCUCAUUACCGCGAGAAUCUAUAGUCAAACUUGAAAGAAAUGGAUUUAAUGUAUCAUCUAUUUCAUAUACGACAACAUUUAAUUAUCCCAUGUAUUUACGCUGUUUGGAUUUAGAAUUUUUGUAUUGGUUAGUCAUGAAAUGGAUUCAAAGCAAGAGUAAACCUAGUUUCCGUCCUCUUAAGAGAGUCGUUAAACGUUUUAAAAAAUUUAGAAAAAAGUUAUGUAACAGUUCCAAUAUCUUAGAUUCAUCAUCGAUGCCACCACAAGAUAAGAUUCGUUUGGUUUGCUCUGAACUUUUGUCCCUCUUUCUUAAAGAAUCACCAAAGAUUUAUAUACUUCGAAUUAAUGAUUAUUCAAAGGUGGACGUUUUUGGUCAGUUGGGUGAAGUUUUAGCAAGUUUAAAUCCAAAACAUAAUUGUUUAUCUUCAUUAAAAGGACUGGAGUGUAGGGAUAAACCUGUAAUGGACAAUAUUUUCGAUCAACUUUCAUUACUUACAACCGAUAUCACGCAAAUCUUAAUCAUGGGUAAUUACAACACGCAGACAUUAGCAAAUUUGUUAAGCACUCAAAAAAAAUUAGAAAAAGUUUGGUUCGAAAACUUUGAUCGUAUGUCACCACAAGAAUAUUGGGAAUUUCCUGGUGUUGGUUAUGAACUUUCGAAGAAGGCUCAUUUUAUAACUAGUUUACACUUGUUAAAUUCUUGUUCGUUGUUGGUAAAAUUAUCUGAUUUUGUCAAUUUGCAAGAAUUAACACUUCAAUGCAUCAAAGAACAAUCAUGUGAACAUAUAGAAUCAUUGACUUCUGCAAAUAUACCUAUACUUCGUGAUCUAGCAAAGCUUAAGUUUAGAUGCAAGCAUGAUUAUAGUUUAGAAUAUUUAUCAAAUUUGAUUGAUAAUUCUAUUGGAAAAUUACGAAAAAUUACAAUAGAAGGCUCUCGAAUCAAAGAUACAAGAAUAUGUAAUUUGCUGAUAUGCACGAUCGCUAAUAAAUGUCCAAACUUGAAAUCCUGCUCGAUACCAAUUUCACGCACAGAUCCUCAACUUGAUCGUUUACUGGAAUCUUGCGAGCAUUUAAAAGAUUUAAAGCUUUGUGCUGUUCCCGACACAUUGAAUGAUGAUAAUAGCGAUAUUAUAUUAUAUCAAUUACUUAGUCACACUCCUACUAGAUUACGAAGGUUGGACUUUGUUGAUUGGAAAUUUUCAAUAUAUUCUUGGGAUUUCUUUCUAAAAACACAACCAAAGACUUUACAACGCAUAUGCUAUUAUUGGAAUGAAAAUUCUAAGAUUGCAAACCCAUCUGAAGAAUUUCUUAAGGUUUGCCAACAAAAUAAGAAGGACGGAUUUUUGGCGACUUAUAAAGGCAUCGAUAC
Molecule: messenger RNA, 1583 nt
Organism: Cetraspora pellucida
Lineage: Eukaryota; Fungi; Glomeromycota; Glomeromycetes; Diversisporales; Gigasporaceae
Source: the annotation of a GenBank genome assembly